AUACAACAUAAACAAUCCUAAAUUCAAGAGCUAGCAGCUCGCGCUUCCUUAGAUUAACUACAAUUGGUCUAUAAAUCUUCUCUGGUCAAAUAUUUCUAAUAAUAUAGAUUGGUAGAUAGCUUUACAAGCGCACACGAGGCUCACGCUGUCAGUUGAAAAGUGCAAUAACUCGUUAAUGUUUACAUAAGAAGGCAGCUAAUCCAACAACAAAAUGACAAGCACGCUGCAAGAAGGCAUUCUGGUUGGAUGUGGCAAUCCACUGCUGGACAUUUCCGCCAGUGUGCCAAUGGACUUUUUAAAGAAGUAUGAGAUGAAGGAGGACGAUGCCAUCCUGGCCGAGGAGCGACAUAUGCCCAUCUAUCGGGAGCUGGUAGAUGGCUUCCAGGCGGAAUUCCUGGCCGGCGGAUCGGUGCAGAAUUCCCUGCGCAUUGCCCAAUGGAUAUUGGGGCAGCCGAAGGUGGCCGUCUUCUUUGGCUGCGUGGGUGAGGACGAGUAUGCCGAUAUACUAAUGGAGAAGGCCAGGUCCGCUGGACUGGACGUCCACUAUCAAAUCAAGAAGGACGUACCCACGGGAACCUGCGCUGUUCUCAUCACCGGCACACAUCGAUCGCUAUGCGCAAACUUGGCGGCGGCCAACAACUUCACCAUCGACCAUUUGGAUCAGCCCCUCAACAAGACCUUGGUAGAAAAUGCCUUGUACUACUAUAUUUCGGGCUUCUUCCUCACUGUGAACCCGCCUAGCAUAAUGCAAGUGGCAGCCACUGCCCUUGCCAAGCAGCGACCGUUCCUAAUGAACCUCAGCGCACCAUUCAUAUCACAAUUUUACAUGGCACCGCUUCUGGCCGUCAUGCCCUAUGUGGACAUCAUCUUUGGGAAUGAGGCAGAGGCGCAUGCCUUUGCUACGGCCCAAGGCUGGCCGACCGAGGAUCUGCGCGAGAUUGGCAAGCGUCUGGUGGCGCUGGACAAACUGAAUCCGGCGCGACCUCGCAUUGCCAUACUAACGCAGGGCUGUGAUCCCGUGCUGCUCAUCCAGCGGGACUCGGUUGAAGAGUUUCCGGUCACACGAUUGGCGGUGCAUGAGAUUGUCGAUACCAAUGGCGCUGGGGAUGCAUUCGUUGGCGGUUUUCUGUCGCAGUUUGUGCAGGGUAAGUCCCUCGAUGUAUGCAUACGAUGUGGUAACUAUGCUGCUGGACAUAUUAUCAAGAAUCCUGGAUGUACGUAUACGGGUGAGCCGCAGUUUGUCGAAUAAAGAGGAUGCACAGGAGGAAAAUGACCAGGAUGAGUCUAAAUGGCAGAAAAAUACAUUACACACACAAAAGUACACAUACACAGGUCGCUGUUGCAAUUGUUAAUUAAGUGAAUAUUCUAUACAAGAGAGUGACUAAGACAUUUUUGUUAACACAGAUAAUUGUUUGUACAUACAUUUAACCUAACCUACAUACUCACACAUGCACAUGAACAUGCACAGAGCGAAAGACACUAACUAACAAGCAUACAGCUGCGGAGGAACGUGAUGGAGAAUCGGCUUGUGUUUUAUAUAGAUAGAGCAAUAUUCGAAUUUAAAUUGAUAAUAAAACAAAAGUGACACAAGGUACCAGAGAA
Messenger RNA from Drosophila guanche, 1602 nucleotides. It is a transcript of the gene Adk2, whose product is annotated as adenosine kinase. The transcript is spliced from 3 exons. Gene Ontology annotation, cellular component: cytosol; nucleus. The coding region runs from base 212 to 1249 and encodes 345 amino acids. The record is from RefSeq and is a predicted model, not a curated record. Gene Ontology annotation, biological process: purine ribonucleoside salvage. Gene Ontology annotation, molecular function: adenosine kinase activity. Lineage: Eukaryota; Metazoa; Arthropoda; Insecta; Diptera; Drosophilidae.